UUUAUCAAAAUGGAGGAGAGCGAACUGCGUAAACUGCUGCGAACAAAGAAUGGGUGCCGUGUCCCUGCGAUGCCCCCAGUGCCCGAUGUCAAUGUGAUGAACAAACUACCCUUCACGCCUAUUCCGCAUUACAACAGACUCAGGGAAAAGCAGCAGAAAUUCCGGCAAGUUCUUGAAGAAAGAGCGACACAAAGGAAAGUGGAGAUAGCCAAGCCGCCGCUACAACGUCGCGAGCGCGACCGCCUCGAGAUAGCGCAGGAGCGCCACAUCGCUGUCAUCCGCGAGUGCGCCGAGAAGACCAAACCACCAAGCAUGCUCAAAACGUGGGAACGAAAAAUCAUGAGUCUAGUUCCACCUAAACUCCUAGAACCGUACCCGACCGUCACCGAAGCCGUCAUCAGGGACAGUAAAGAAGAGUGGGACAGAAACCUACAUGAGCUGGCUGUUCGAACUGUCAUUCGCGAUAUCCCUGGCGUCCCACGUAAGAGAUACGUAGAACCUUUCUUUAAAUAUAAUGGUAUCACUCCCAACUACGAAAGAAUGAUGAAAUUCCGAAAGAAACUUCAAGAUGGAUCUCUACUAUUCCAUCCAUUUAUCAGACUCAUUAUAGAAUCUGCAGAAAGAAUGUUCCCAGAGUUUAUAAUCAAUUUAGCCAAAUUUCGAGCUAAUGGCCCUAUUCCGUUGCCGGACUUUGAGUCUAAAAUAAUGGAUCAAAUCAGACGUGCGGACCAUCUCGUUUCUAGUACCUGGUUUGGGGUUCUUGUUCAAUGGCUAAAAAACCCUAGAUGUCUAAGAGGUAUGCGUCCCAAGAAAAUACCUGACUUCAUCAGAUGUGCUACCAAGUUAAUAUCAAUGCAAAUUCAGGAACUGAUGCGCAGGUCUAUCAACGCAAUAAUAUCGGCGAUGUUAAAUCCGGAUCAAGUCCCCAUUUUGAAUUUAGAUCUGGACUUUGUAGAAGAAUUUGAGUAUGAUAAAACUUUACAAAUUGUAUAUGAAACAUUUCAUAAUAUAGCCGAUGCUAUAUCCACCAUUGCGCAAAGGCUAAUGCCAAUAGAAGAAUACCUAAGAGUACCCUAUGUGAACGAUUGUCUACCAGUUAAAUACAACGAUUGGCUUUACAAUGAUGGUCACGAGAGACUGCAGCAAGCACUUGAUGGAGUGUUUGCGCCACUCAUUGCAUACCAGGAGCAUCUACGUGAACACUACAACAUGCUUUAUGGAGUUUCGGCAAGAGAAGCUUUAGAGGCAUUUAUUGCAAAGCAACACGAGUUCGAAAUUGGACGGACAAAGAUACUGUACUUCCAAAACAUAGGUUACGAUAUAACUGCAAUGCUUGAAAAUGAAUAUUUCAACUGUGCAGUCGUCUGUCAGCUUAGGAUGAUCGAUGGCUUAAAACGCAGAGUUUCUAAUUUUGUUAACUCCAUAAUAGCAGGAAUAGUAAAGACUCACAUGGAAGAGAAUGACAAUAUUUGCGCAGAAUUUGAAGAAAUAGCAGCAAAGGCUCUUAAAGAUCCGGCAAACGCCGCUGAACUAGUAGAACAAGGCAACUAUAUAUUAUAUGCAAAAACAAUUCUAGUCGAAAUUUUGAAAGGAAGAAUCAUGCGGCAAAUUAAUAUCGUUUCCAAUCUCUUGGAGUUAACGGAACUAUCUGAAGAACACGUAGAAUCGAAUACACGUACAGUCAAUUGGCUUAAAAAAAUUAAACCAAUAUUCGACAAAAAUGCUGCCGCCUACGAGCAACAUAAAGCAGAAAUGGAAGAAAACCUCUUAGCAAAGAUAGCUUUCCUCAAUAAGGAAGUCAAAGAAAUGGCACCUUUUUUAGAGCUUUUAGAUUACAUGGAUGAUGUUGACCAUACACUUGAAUAUUUGGAAUAUUUAAGAAAACUGGUACACCGUUUGCAUGAUUGUGACGCCUUAGUGGCUUGGAUUAAUAACGAAGAAGCUACUUUUAAAUUUCCUAUUACUCACUAUCCGGACUUAGAAGAGUUAAAGGAGUAUAUUAUACCUUUCCACAGUCUCGUACAUCUCGUCCAUCGAUGGAAACGCAGUUACUUUACGUGGAUGGAUGGUCCUUUCGAAUAUAUGGAUCAUAAUCAAAUAGAAUAUGAUCAUGAUUUUUACUACAAAGAAUUUUUAAAGAUUUCAAAAAAUUAUAGAAAUAAAAUUAAACAGCAAAUUGCUGAAGGAGUAGAAAAGCGAUUUGCAGGGCUGGUAGAAGAUCUUGAUGUUAACAUGCAACCUGCGCCUAUGAAAUUAUGCGCUCAAGCUAUAGCCGAAUUAAAAGAGUGGAGACCUAACGUUCAAAUGGCACACAUAAUGUGUAAUAGAGCACUUAUGCAAAGGCACUGGGACGAGAUGACGCUCAUCGCUGGAUUUGAUUUAACUCCCACUGCGGGCACAACCUUGCGAAAGAUUAUUGAUUUUGAUUUAUGGGAUAAAAUUGACGAAUAUGAAAUCAUUAGCGUUGCUGCUACUAAAGAAUUAGCUCUAAUAACAAACUUAAAUAAAAUGAUAGCUGAAUGGGCUGACAUUUGUUUCAAAACAAGCCCUUACAAAGAUACCGGUAUUAAUAUUCUAUCUGGAUUGGAUGAUAUACAAAGCAUAUUGGAUGACCACAUUGUUAAAACAAUUGGCAUGCGCGGAUCAGCAUUUGUAAAACCCUUCGAAACACAAGUCAGAACGUGGUACGAAAAGAUAGUAAGGGUCAAUGCAACCAUUGAUGAAUGGGGCAAAGUACAAAGCCAAUGGUUGUAUUUACUACCAAUUUUCUCUUCUAAAGACAUUGUUGCUCAAAUGCCCGAGGAAGGAGUUAUGUUUGUAGAAGUUAACAACAUCUACCGCAGGUACAUGGGUUCUGUGGAAAAAGAUCCUCAUGCCCUUGAUAUUGCUGGAGCCUCUGGGGUUUUGGAGCAGUUUAAAAUUGCGACUGCAUUGUUGGAGAAAAUAAACGAUGGUGUUAAUAACUAUCUUGAGAGAAAGCGGUUAUACUUCCCAAGAUUCUUCUUUCUAUCGAAUGAUGAAAUGCUGGAAAUAUUAUCGGAAACGAAGAAUCCCCUCAAAGUUCAGCCGCAUUUGAAAAAAUGUUUUGAAGGUAUAAAUAGAUUGGUAUUUGAUCCUGAUUUCUUUAUAUCUGCUAUGGUUUCGAUGGAGACCGAACAAAUUGAAUUCGUCGAACAAAUCAACGUUCAAGCUGCAAGGGGUUCAGUUGAGAAAUGGUUGGUCCAAGUUGAGGAUCAAAUGUUAAAAGCAGUUAGAUCUGAAACUGAGCUUUCUUAUUAUGACUACCCAACCUUACCUAGAGCAGAUUGGAUAUUGUCAUGGGAAGGUAUGGUGGUAUUAGCUGUAUCUCAAAUAUAUUGGGCUGUAGAUGUUCACGAAGCUCUAAACACUCAUAAACUGAGUAAUCUUCAAGCAUUUCAUAAAUCUUUGACUAAACAGUUAAAUGAAACAGUGGGCAUAGUUAGACGUCCGACCUUGUCAAAAUUAAGUAGCAUUACAGUGAAAGCUCUUAUCGUGAUCGACGUACAUGCAAAAGACGUGAUAAUGUACCUUGUCGGAAUGAAUGUGACUGAAGUUACGGACUUUCAGUGGCUGGCGCAACUGCGUUACUACUGGGAGGAAGAACGGGUCAAUGUGAAAAUCAUUAAUGCAAUCGUUAAAUUUGCGUAUGAAUAUUUAGGGAACUCUGAUAGAUUAGUCAUAACGCCUUUAACGGAUAGAUGUUAUCGUACUCUAGUCGGUGCUUAUUAUCUUCAUUUAAAUGGUGCACCUGAAGGCCCAGCGGGCACCGGUAAAACGGAAACCACAAAAGAUUUAGCAAAAGCCUUAGCCGUUCAGUGUGUUGUAUUUAAUUGUUCUGACGGCCUAGAUUAUAAAGCUAUGGGCAAAUUUUUCAAAGGAUUAGCAUCUUGUGGUGCUUGGGUGUGUUUUGAUGAAUUUAAUCGUAUAGACGUAGAGGUAUUAUCUGUCAUAGCUCAGCAAAUAUUAUGUAUCGUUCAAGCAGUAAGGCAGAAACUCGAAACAUUUUUGUUUGAAGGUACUACUUUGACUUUAAACCCUGCUUGUUACGUGUGUAUCACUAUGAAUCCUGGUUAUGCGGGUCGUUCUGAAUUGCCGGACAAUCUCAAGGUAUUAUUUCGAACUGUUGCUAUGAUGGUUCCCGAUUAUGCUAUGAUAGGUGAGAUCUCAUUAUACUCUUUUGGUUUCUUUGAUGCUCGUAAUCUAUCAGUUAAAAUAGUAACUACGUAUAGAUUAUGUUCGGAACAGUUGUCAUCACAAAAUCACUAUGAUUAUGGAAUGCGAGCUGUAAAAACUGUGCUUUCGGCAGCAGGUAAUCUAAAGCGCAGUUUUCCUAAUGAGAAUGAAAGUAUAUUGCUUUUGCGGUCUAUUACAGAUGUAAAUUUGCCUAAAUUUUUAUCGUUUGAUGUGCCAUUAUUUGAGGGCAUAAUAUCUGAUUUAUUUCCGGGUAUUGUUUUGCCUAAACCGGAUUAUGAAAAUUUGUUAAAUGCCUGCAAUGAAGUUUGUAAAAAUAAUAACUUACAAGCUGUAGAUUGCUUCUUACUUAAAGUGAUACAAACUUUUGAAAUGAUGAUUGUCAGACAUGGUUACAUGUUAGUAGGCGAUCCAUUCUCUGGAAAAUCAAUGACACUAAAAGUGUUAGCAGAGGCUCUUACCUUGAUGCAUGAAAGAAAUAUUCCUGGUGGGUGCGAAUGUAUGUUUAAAGUAUUAAAUCCAAAAGCUGUCACCAUGGGCCAAUUGUAUGGUGCAUUUGAUCCCAUAUCUUAUGAAUGGACUGAUGGCAUCGUAGCGACAAUGUUUCGCGACUUUACUACAGAAGACACUCCGGUUAGAAAAUGGAUAGUGUUUGAUGGUCCUGUAGAUGCAGUAUGGAUUGAAAACAUGAAUACUGUGCUAGAUGACAAUAAAAAACUAUGUCUAACUUCUGGUGAAGUCAUGGCAAUGUCAAAUGUUAUGUCUAUGAUUUUUGAAGUAAUGGAUUUGUCUCAAGCUUCCCCUGCAACAGUAUCCAGAUGUGGCAUGAUAUACAUGGAAUCUUCGUCUUUUGGUUUUGAACCAUUCUACAAAUCUUGGACGAAUACACUAAAUCCAAUAUGGUAUGAUGAGAACGAAGAAUAUAUUUUUACCAUGUGUGAAUGGCUGUUUGAACCUUUGAUUUAUUACGUUAGAAAGUAUUGCGGUCAACUCGUAACAGCUGGGGAAGUUAACUUAGUAAUUAGUACUCUUCGAUUAGUGGUCAUGUUAAUGGAUGACGCAAUAGAAGGAGAAGAAGACACCCGAUACACUAGAACGUGGUUCACUGCGUCGAUGAUGACAGCCCUCGUUUGGGGCGUCGGCGGCAUCCUCAAUAGUGACUCUCGAAAUAAAUUCGACGAAAUAGUAAAAGAAUACUUUAGAGGUGACAAUGGUUUUCCAGGAGAAAUAGAUAGAAUUGAUGUAUCUAUACCCACUGAAGGGAUGAUUUUUGAACACUAUUACAUGUACAAAGGAAAAGGCUGCUGGAAGCCUUGGCCAGAAGCUGUGAAAGCAGUCCAAAUUAAGGAACAAAUCAACCUCCUGCAAACUGUAGUUCCAACUCUAGAAACAGAAAAAUAUAUGUAUAUAUUGAGGUUGCAUGUGGAGUUUUGUCAACCGCUGUUACUAAUUGGGCCAACAGGAACGGGAAAAAGUUUUUAUAUUCAAAGUUAUUUGAUGAACAAAAUUGAUAUGGAGAAGUACGUACCGGGAUUUCUUACGUUUACAACUACAACCUCGUGCAAUCUCACACAAGAACUAGUUCUUUCAAAGCUAAUAAAAAGAAGAAAAAAUAACUAUGGUCCCCCUAAAGGCAAAAAAGCAGCAGUGAUUUUUAUUGACGAUAUGAAUAUGCCAGCAAAGGAAACUUAUGGCGCCCAGCCGGCUAUUGAACUACUGCGGCUAUAUUUUGAUCAAGGGCAUUGGUAUGACCUAAAGAGUACAGAGAAAUUAUAUAUUUGGGACACAUUCUUCGUCGGCGCUAUAGGCCCCGUUGGUGGCAGUCGCCAGUUAAUAUACCCAAGAAUGUUACGGCAUUACAACAUUUAUUCAAUAAACGAAUUUUCCAAGGAAAGUAUGACUAAGAUAUUUACAACUCUUUUGCAACUUGGAUGGAGAAGAAACGGCUUUGGCCAAGACGCCCAGCCUUUUAUAGUUAACAUAAUAACUUCUACUAUGGAAAUAUACGGCCAAGCAAUCGAAGGCUUAAGGCCGACCCCUGCAAAAUCGCAUUAUAUAUUCAAUUUAAGAGAUUUUUCUAGAGUCAUUCAGGGCUGUGCUCUAUUAAGAAAAGAAUCUGCUGAAAAUAAAAAGACGUUUGUCAGAGUUUGGAUACAUGAAGUCAUGCGCGUAUUUUAUGAUAGACUGGUCGACGCACGUGACCGCACUUGGUUUUUUAAUAUUCUAAAGAAAAUUACUUUUGAAUAUAUGAAGAUUGCAUUUGAAACGGCGAUGGAUACUUAUCAAGUUGAAGAGACAGGCGAAGUUCCUGAAGCACAAUUAAAGAAACUAAUGUUCGGUUGUUAUUUAGAUUUAGAAAGUCUUGAAGGCGAAAGAAGGUAUGAUGAAUUGCCGUCUAAAGAGACUUUCUUAAACAUAGCGAUAGCUAUGUUAGUUGAGUACAAUGCAUUACAUAAAGCUAAAAUGAAUAUUGUAUUGUUUGAUUACGCAUUGGAGCAUUUAUCUAAAAUAUGUAGAGUGCUAUCUAUGCCAAUGGGUAACGCAUUAUUGGUGGGAGUCGGAGGUUCAGGACGUCAAUCUCUUUGUCGCCUUGCCAGCACUGUGCUAGGACAGAGUUUAUUUCAACCAGAAAUUACCAAAGCUUACAGUGUUAAAGAUUGGCAGGAUGACAUUAAAAUUGUCCUUCGUGAAUCAGGAGGCCUUAAUAAGGAUACAACUUUUCUAUUUACUGAAAGUCAAAUAAAAGAAGAGGUUUUCAUCCAAAACUUAGAUAGCUUGUUAAACUCUGGUGAAGUUCCAAAUAUGUACGGUUUGGAUGAGAAGCAAGAAAUUUUAGAAUUAUGUCGCUUAGCGGCGCAAGGAGGAAAUAGAAAUCUUGAUAUUAGUCCUUUACAAAUAUUAGCAUUCUUUGUUGGUCGUUGUAGGGCCAAGUUACACAUAUGUUUGUGCUUCAGCCCAAUAGGCAGCGCGUUUAGAUUACGUCUCAGAUUGUAUCCUUCUUUAGUUAAUUGCUGCACAAUAGAUUGGUAUGAUGACUGGCCAGAAGAUGCUUUGGAGAUGGUUGCUAAUUAUUACAUGGUCAAAGUAAAUGUACCUGAUAAGGUAAAAUCAGCUGCUGUUAUCGCUUGUAAACAGUUUCAUGUUGACUCUCGUCGUAUCUCGGAUGAUUUCUAUUCUCAAUUUGGCCGAAAAACGUACAUAACUUCUGCUUCAUAUUUAGAUCUAAUUAAAUCAUUUACGACGUUAACAAAUAGAAAGCAAAGAGAGUUGAAAGCGGCUAGACUAAGGUAUACAAAUGGUUUAGACAAAUUAAAUAUGGCCGCUGAAGCCGUUUCUAUAAUGCAACACGACUUGAACGAAUUAAAACCUCAACUGAUUAUAAUGGCCGAAAAGUCUGCUAAAAUGAUGAAGGAAAUAGAAGAAGAAACAGCAGAGGCCGACAAAGCAGCUGCCCAGGUGAGAGAAGAUCAAAAAGUUGCAAACGUUCAAGCUGCUGCCGCUCAAGAGUUAAAGAAGGAUUGUGAAGCAGAUUUAGCUCUAGCUUUACCAAUUUUGGAAGAUGCUAUUGCGGCUUUAAAUACUUUAAAACCUGCUGAUAUCACCAUUGUUAAAUCUAUGAAGAAUCCUCCUGCAACUGUUAAACUAGUAAUGGCCGCAGUCUGUGUUAUAAAGCAAGUAGCCCCUGAUAGAAUACCGGAUCCUAAUAAUCCUGGCAAAAAGAUAAUGGAUUUUUGGGGACCUAGCAAAAGAAUUUUAGGUGACAUGCAAUUUUUGGAAUCCCUAAGAAAUUUCGACAAAGAUAAUAUACCAAUUGAUGUGAUGAAAAAAAUAAGAAAGGAAUAUCUGUCACAUAAAGAUUUCAAACCGCACAUAAUUGCUAAGUCAUCAUCAGCUGCUGAAGGUUUAUGCAAGUGGAUUAUUGCUAUGGACAUGUACGAUGCUGUAGCUAAAGUUGUAGCUCCGAAAAAGGCUAAAUUAGAAGCAGCUGAAAGAGAAUUUGCGGAGACUAUGGCUAUUUUGGAAGAGAAAAAGGCUACUGUUGCACGUUUAGAAGCUAAACUUGCCGAAUUAAACGAAGCAUUGGAAGAAGCUAACAUCAAAAAGAAAGCUCUUGAAGAUGAAGUUCAGUUGUGUAUAGAUAAAUUAUAUAGAGCUGAAAAAUUGAUUGGUGGUUUGGGCGGUGAAAAAGUACGUUGGACAGCUGCUGCUGAAAAUCUACAAACUCUAUUUGACAAUUUAGCUGGAGAUAUUUUGGUGUCAUGUGGUAUAAUUGCUUAUUUAGCUCCCUAUACCCAUCCAGUCCGUGUAAAUGUUAUUGAUGACUGGCGAGAUCUUGUAAUUAAGUUAGAAAUGCCACAUUCUGAAGUAUAUGUUCUUAAAGAUAUUCUAGGUACAGAUAUAAAAAUCCAGAAUUGGUGUAUCGCUGGUUUGCCUCGAGAUUCUUUCUCUAUCGAUAAUGGUAUUAUAUUAAAUAAUUCUAUGCGAUGGUCUUUAAUGGUCGAUCCGCAAGGACAGGCUAACAAAUGGGUCAAAACCAUGGAAAAAGCUAAUGAUUUGCAAGUAUUGAAGUUCACUGAUGGCAAUUACAUGAAAGUAAUUGAAACCUGUUUAGAGUACGGUAAACCAGCUUUGAUAGAAACUGUACAAGAAGAUGUUGAAGCACCUUUGGAUCCAAUCUUGUUGAAACAAACAUACCAUCAAGGCGGUAAAGAAUUUAUAGCACUAGGAGAAAAUGUCCUAGAGUAUCAUCCUAAUUUUAGACUUUACAUGACAACUAAACUGCGAAACCCUCAUUACUUGCCUGAAAUCUUUAACAAAGUCACCUUGAUAAAUUUUGUAUUGACUAAAGAAGGCUUAGAGGAUCAAUUGUUGGGUAUAGUUGUUGCUAAAGAAAGACCUGAUCUGCAAGAAAAGCGUGAAAAGUUGAUUGUACAAGGUGCUGCCAAUAGGGCUGCCCUCAAACAAGUUGAAGAUGAUAUUUUACGUACUCUACAAGAAACGAAAGGAGAUAUAUUAGAAGACGAGACAGCAGUCGAUGUUUUGGAUAAUUCUAAAAUUUUGGCUAUUGAUAUUAUGAAGAAACAAGAAGCCAGUGUUGAAACUGAAGAAAUCAUAGAAAAGUUUAGACUGGGCUACAGGCCUAUAGCAUCGCAUUCAGCUAUACUAUACUAUUGUGUCACUGAACUACCAAAUGUAGAUCCUAUGUAUCAGUAUUCAUUAACGUGGUUCAUUUACCUCUAUAUUAUAUCUAUUGAAAAUGCUAACAAAUCAAAAGACUUGGAGAAGAGGUUAAAGUUUUUGAAAGAAACUUUUACGUAUAAUUUAUACAGCAACGUAUGUCGGUCUCUUUUUGAUAAGGAUAAACUUAUGUUCUCAUUUAUUAUGUGUUCUAAAAUGAUGCUAGCCACUGACGAAAUGGAUCAUAGCGAAUAUUUAUUUCUUAUUACUGGUGGCAUAGCUACAGAAAAUCCUUAUAAAAAUCCUACAGACUGGCUACCUGACAAAGGAUGGGAUGAAAUAUGUCGCAUAAUCGACUUACCUACUUAUAAAGAUUUCAAAGAAGAUUUUAUACCUAAUGCACGACAGUGGAAGAAAGUUUAUGACGAUAUGGAACCUCACAACGUUCCUUUGCCGGGAAAAUGGGACACUAAAUUAACAGCAUUUCAAAAGCUGCUAAUCAUCAGAUUUUUGAGACCUGACAAACUAACUAUUGCUAUAUCAGAGUUUGUGGAGAAACAAAUGGGGAAGAAAUUUAUUACUCCGCCUCCUUUCGAUAUUGGGAAGUCUUUUGGUGAUUCGAAUUGCCUUGCGCCUCUCAUUUUUAUACUAUCUCCCGGUUCUGACCCAAUGGGUGCUCUUAUAAAGUAUUGCGAAAGAAUGGGAUAUUCAAAUAAAUUUAAUUCUAUAUCCCUCGGACAAGGACAAGGACCUAUUGCAAAAGCAAUGAUUGAAAAAGCCCAAUUAGAGGGUGGUUGGGUGUGCUUGCAGAAUUGUCACUUAGCUGUGUCUUGGCUCUCAACCCUCGAGAAGACAAUUGAAGGAUUUGAUCUUACCAAUACUGACCUUAGCUUUCGCCUAUGGCUAACCAGUUACCCUUCAGAUAAAUUUCCGCAAGCUGUUCUCCAGAAUGGUGUCAAAAUGACAAAUGAGCCACCGACGGGUCUACAACAUAAUUUACAUCGAUCCUAUAUUUCCGAACCUCUGAAAGAGACUGAAUUUUACGAAGGUUGUCCAGGAAAAGACAAAACCUUUAGUAAACUUUUGUACGGCAUAAGUUUCUUUCACGCAGUAGUACAGGAGAGAAAGAAAUUUGGUCCCUUAGGAUGGAAUAUACAGUACGGCUUUAAUGAUUCUGACUUUCAUAUAUCAGUUAUGCAAUUACAAAUGUUUUUAAACCAAUAUGAAGAAAUUCAAUAUGUCGCUAUCAAAUAUUUAACAGGAGAGUGCAAUUAUGGAGGUAGAGUGACUGACGACUGGGAUCGUAGGCUAAUAGUGACAAUUUUAGACAAUUAUGUAAAUUCUGGAGUUGUGAACGAUCCGAAUUACUUGUUCUGUGAUAUAGGUCCGCAAUACGGAUUACCACGCAGGUGUGAAUAUCAGGACUAUUUAAAACAUAUCGAGACGGUUCCUGUGAACCCGCCACCGGAAGCUUUCGGAUUACAUAUGAAUGCAGGUAUAACUCGGGAUUAUAGAGUGUCUAUGGAGAUAGUUGGUUCUUUGGUCCUUGUGGAAGGUGGGGGCGGCGGAGGUGAGGGCGGUAACACGGAAGCAGUACUGAUACACAUGGCAGCAGAAAUUGUUGCAAAACUGCCCCCGUUGUAUGAUAUAGAAACAGGCAAGAAGAAAUAUCCUGUAGACUACAAUGAAUCUAUGAAUACUGUACUUAUACAGGAGAUGGAACGAUUUAACAAACUGAAUAACGAAAUCAAAAAUUCUUUGAAUGAUCUGCAAAAAGCUGUCAAAGGGUUAAUAGUAAUGUCGCCAGCAUUAGACAUGCAAUCCAAUGCCAUGUUACUGGGACAGAUCCCCCAGAACUGGCGCAAGGUAUCUUAUCCGAGUCUGAAACCUUUGCCUAGUUACGUAGCGGAUUUUGUAGAACGCUUAGAAAUGCUUCAAGAUUGGUAUGAUAAUGGGAAACCGCCGACGUUUUGGCUCUCUGGGUUCUUUUUCACUCAGGCAUUUCUUACUGGAUCUAUCCAGAACUAUGCUCGAGCUAAGAAAAUACCUAUAGAUUUACUAGUGUUCGAUUUCGAAGUCCGUCAUGUUGACUACGAAAAUGAGUCACCUGAGUGGGGCGUGUAUGUACAGGGUCUGUUUAUGGACGGCGGCCGCUGGGACCGGGAUUCGUUUGCUAUAGCAGAACAAUUCCCGAAAAUUUUAAACGAUAAUAUGCCAGCUCUAUGGCUUUAUCCAAAAAUGAAACAAGAAUUUGAAGAGGGUAGCAGAUAUAAAUGUCCUCUUUACAAAACGCUAGAAAGAAAGGGAGUCCUGGCAACUACAGGACAUUCGUCCAACUUCGUCUUAGCUUUCUAUUUACCUUCAGAUAAGCCUGCAGCACAUUGGAUUCAACGAAGUGUUGCCUUACUGCUCCAGCUUGACAAUUGAAUAUGUCGACAUUUUAUUAUUAUCUUAGGUCGGGCUACUGCACACAAAAUGUAUUCAAUUUUACGAUACGUUAUAAAUA
Molecule: messenger RNA, 11896 nt
Organism: Pectinophora gossypiella (pink bollworm)
Lineage: Eukaryota; Metazoa; Arthropoda; Insecta; Lepidoptera; Gelechiidae
Gene: Dhc62B
Product: dynein axonemal heavy chain 12
Exons: 2
Coding region: 10-11817 (3935 amino acids)
Biological process (GO): microtubule-based movement
Cellular component (GO): dynein complex
Molecular function (GO): ATP binding; minus-end-directed microtubule motor activity; dynein intermediate chain binding
Source: RefSeq, a predicted model, not a curated record